Stylophora pistillata is the source of this 4215-nucleotide messenger RNA. Its product is annotated as atrial natriuretic peptide receptor 2. Gene Ontology annotation, molecular function: peptide receptor activity; ATP binding; adenylate cyclase activity. The record is from RefSeq and is a predicted model, not a curated record. NCBI's taxonomy places the organism in Eukaryota, Metazoa, Cnidaria, Anthozoa, Scleractinia, Pocilloporidae. Gene Ontology annotation, biological process: intracellular signal transduction; protein phosphorylation; receptor guanylyl cyclase signaling pathway. Gene Ontology annotation, cellular component: plasma membrane.
UCUAAUGGAGCUGCACGUCGAAAUAACGCGUUUCGUUGGUAAACAUUGCGCUUGAUGACUGAAUAGUUUCUUUAAAUUACAAGGAUCACUUGUCAGAGUAAUGUCGAAGUGCGGUGGAGUUUCCUAUAGUAGUAUUAACUCAAGUGAGCUCAGAAGUGAAAUACUAGGCAGAAGUGAUCACAACAGAGCUAACUACAAUGGCAACUUGGCAGUUUAAUAAUAUUGUUAUACUCAUGGUUCUUCUGCACAUGGCAGCAAUUCAAUCGAACAGUCAAUCCAACACGGAAAAUGUCACAGUUGUGCUGCUUUACCCUUACUCGUCCUGUGAGCAGCUGAUUACCACCGAUAACCCAUUCGCUUCCGCUUUCCUUGUGGCCAUCGAGACCAUAAACAACAGCAGCACCUUCAACUUUACUAUAUCGUAUCGUUUGAACGAUACGCGAUGCAGUGAGCUGGUUGCUAUCGAGGCCAUGACCGAGCACAAGAAUCGCGGAGUUCAAGUUUUUAUCGGGCCUGGAAACGAGACUUACUGUGCCACUUCAGCCCGCGUCGCUGCAGCCUGGAAUCUUCCCAUCAUUUCUUACUUCUGUAAUGAAGACGUUGUCUCCGAUAAAUCUCUUUACCCAACCUUCGCUCGCACCAGGCCUCCCAACUCGCAGCUAAGCAAAAGUAUUUUGGCUGUGCUGAGGAAAUUUUCCUGGGCACGAGUGGCCAUCAUAUAUUGUGAUGGUAGUUGCUUCAGUCAGCAGCGAUGGGACAAGACGAAAGAGGACAUGAAGACAUAUUUUGAAGAAAACGACAUUGAAGUCACUUACGAGGUUCAAAUGCCACAGGAACACCAGCAGGAGAGGUUCGACCAAGUCUUGGAGGAAAUCAAAGUAAAGGCUCGCAUUGUAGUAAUCGCUGCAAAUCCUGAAUAUGCACCUCCAUUCAUGGUCCGCGCUCAAAAAAAAGGGAUGACAAAUGGUGAUUACGUGUAUAUCAUCAGCACAGCUAACUCUGUGAUUGGCCAACAGCAUCAGAACACAGAGUACUGGUGGACAGGAAUCAGUGGAAAGAUCAACAAGGUCGAGGCCGAGAGGGCCUGGCAUUCAGUACUUACAUUAGUGCCCAGACCUUUCAAUGGUACUAAGUACAAAAAGUUCCAGCAGCGUGUGUUAGAAAAGACGAAAGACACAACCCAGGACCAAGUAGUUCAUUAUGCGGCGUAUUUGUAUGACGCCGUGUAUUUGUACGCGUUGGCGCUGAAUAAGACGAUUUCCAACGGACAGAGCCCUAGAGAUGGAGUUGCCGUGUUUAAGAAUAUCAGAAGAACAAAUUUUGAAAGUAUCACCGGAUUUCAAUUACAUCUGGAUGAAAAUGGAGACGUUGAAUUUAACAUGACGCUUCUUGAAUUUUUCAAAAAUGCAAAUGAUGGGCAUGAAAUGAAGACCGUUGGCGAGUUUAAGCUAAACGAGACGAGCGGAAAUCAAUUUCUUGAGCUUUUUUCAGGGAUUAAUAUCAGCUGGUGCGAGUAUGAUCAGCGGACUUCUCCUCCAGCAGACAGACCUCCAUGUGGAUUUGUUGGUGAGCUCUGUCCGACACCUUCACCAACUAACCUCUCUGAGGCUCUAUCUAUGAUACUACAGCCUAUGUGUCCAACACAGACAUUUCUGCAUUGGAACUGUCUCUUAACAAAGAUCUUAAAAACCUCUCAUCCUGGUUUCCUUCAAAUUACUUCCAUUUAUGAAAGUGGUCAACAUGCUGGCUAUUCAGCAAACAGGAAACGCGCCUUUGAAAAAGAACUGGCGAGUCAAAUAUGGAGGGUGAAAUAUGAAGACAUCGUAAUUUGUCCUGCCACGGGUAUUGGUGUUUCAAGAAUAUCAAACAUGAGUGAGAUAUCAACGGCAAACAGAUCUCGGUGCGGUAUGACAUUGGGAACAUAUAAGGGACAUCCAGUGGUCAUAAAAAGCAUUGAGAAAAAUCAUAUUGACUUAAGAAGAACUGUGCUCCUUGAACUAAAACAGAUUCGUGAAGUCCAUCACCCGAAUUUGACCAAGUUUUUUGGCGCCUGUGUGGACGCUCCCAACAUCUGCAUUCUCACAGAAUACUGCUCUAGAGGAACUUUGCAGGAGAUCAAUUUAAACGAGGAAAUAAAGUUAGACAGCAUAUUUAUCCAUAGUUUUAUCCUGGAAAUUACAACGGGGAUGGAAUAUCUUCACAGCGCUGAUAUCAAAUUUCAUGGACAUCUCACGUCCUCUAACUGCGUGAUAGAUAGCCGCUGGAUUUUAAAGAUCACCGACCACGGGCUUAGGGAAUUUAAAGCACGCAACGAACGUCUCAGCGUGAGAAGUUGCAGUUAUGUGAAAGACUACUCUAAGCUGUUGUGGACUGCUCCUGAACUUUUACGCCAGAAACAUAGCCCGUACAGGGGUACUCCACAAGGAGAUGUUUAUAGCUUUGGAAUCAUAGUACAUGAACUGGAAACCAGACACCUGCCAUUUCACGACUGCCACCUCGAGGUAGAGGAAAUUGUUGGUCGCGUUUUGGCCAGUACCAAUCCUCCUUUCCGCCCUCCACUCACGGCCAAUGUGGCUAAAGAAGAUCUUCACCUCUUGAUGAAAAUGUGCUGGAACGAGAAUCCGGAGGAAAGGCCUGAAUUUUGGGAGAUAAGGAAGCUAUUGAAGAAAAUCCACGGGAGAAGGAACAACCUUGUAGAUAAAAUAAUUUACAUGCUGGAAGAACAUUCACUCAACCUGGAAAAGCUCGUUGAAAAAAGAACUGAACAGUGGAUUGAAGAAAAGAAGAGGACAGAUGAACUGCUUCACAACAUGCUUCCGAAGAGUGUCGCUGAUCAGUUAAAAAGUGGAAGACCGGUAGAGGCUGAAAGUUUUGACGAAGUAACAUUAUUCUUUAGCGACAUCGUGGGAUUCACUGCGCUUUCCUCAGAGAGUACCCCUUUAGAGAUUGUGACCUUGUUAAAUGACUUGUAUACCACAUUUGACGCAAUAAUCCAUGGAUAUGACGUGUAUAAGGUGGAGACUAUUGGUGACGCUUACAUGGUUGUCUCUGGUCUACCAAUCAGAAAUGGCCAUCAACACUCCCUAGAGAUAGCUGACAUGGCACUUCAUCUACUACAAUCUGUGCAGACAUUUAAAAUAAAGCACCGUCCGGAAGAGAAGCUCAAGCUCAGAAUUGGCAUCCACAGUGGUCCCGUUUGCGCUGGCGUUGUUGGCUUGAAAAUGCCUCGUUAUUGUCUGUUUGGCGAUACAGUGAACACUGCCUCCAGAAUGGAGUCAAAUGGAGAAGCUUUAAAGAUCCACAUCAGCGCAGCCACCAAAGAGUUUUUGGAGACAUUUGGAGAUUAUAACAUGACCGAACGAGGAUCAAUUGUAGUCAAGGGUAAAGGAAAACUGGUCACAUAUUGGUUAAACGGAAAAGUCAGUCACGCGCAUUCACCAAAAGCUAUUGCAAGAUCACGAUCAGAAACUGGUCAAUUCUCUUCAUCUGGAAUAGAAGUGGAGCUGGCCCGAACACCUGACCCAUGAAAAGGCGGGUCUGAGACGUGAAGGAAUUUUUUUCUCUAUUAACUACGGUCUUAAUUAAAAUAUGAGGCGCGCUAUUCACCUUAGCAGUAAAUCAAUCGAGCAAAAAGAGUUUAAAUGCCGGCCUCCCUUCUCAAUUGCAAGUUCCACAAGAUCAGUGCCGAACUGGAAAAACCUUGCAGUGCGAUCCAGCAGUUAGUUUGGAACGCAAUAAAACCCCCAUGUUAUUCCAGCUGCAUGGAAUCUUGAGUCCUUGACUCACUUGUCGUUGUGCCCAAGCCGACAAAAACAGAUUUUUUUGCUUUUGGAAAUCACCUAUAUUGCAUCGUCCAUCAUGGCUAGUUUUUCAUCAUCUAAAGCUCUUAAUUACAUAAAUCAUUUUAAACUUUCCUGUUAGGAUUUUGAGCUCAUUUUAUUCUGAUUGAUUUCCUUCCUUACAAACACCAAGUAACAUUGACAAAAAAUUAAGACCUUUUAAAAGGCUAAGUACCUCUUUGCUCUUAUUAAUGAAAGACAAAGUUGUUACCUAAUGCUACCUUUUAAGAUUACUUCCCUCCUUCGCGGGUGUCCUUCGGGAAAAAAUUCGGACGCGCGCUAGUUUGGAGAAAACCCUAACAAGCUAUACAUCAAAAGAAAGUUUAAUUCACCGAAUCAAAAUAUGGCGUUCAAUUUGAAUUAUCAUUGUUUUUGA